UAAAACAGGAAUAGAUGACUCAAUACAGGUUAUUUUGUUCUUCACUUUUGCAAGAGAGCCAUCUAGUGGUUGACGUGCCAAACGGGCGUGUGUUUUGUGUGUGCUAGUGAUUUGAAAAACAAAUAUAAUGCCUGGUCGUCCUAUUUGGCAGUGUGCCGGCAAGCGCGAGCCAGAAAAAGAAAUCGAAGCACAAAGAUGGAUUGAAGCUGUGAUUGGUGAACGGUUUCCAUCUGACCUACCCUACGAGCUGGCAUUACGCGACGGCAUCAUUCUUUGCAAGCUGAUGAACAGGUUGCAACCAGGAAUCAUUUCGAAGGUCAAUGUUUCCGGUGGGGACUAUAAACUUAUGGACAAUAUAAGCCAAUUCCAGAAAGCUUGCGUAAAGUAUGGAGUACCAGAUGUAGACCUUUUCCAGACAACUGAUCUUUGGGACCAGAAGAAUAUUGCGCUUGUAACUCAAACUGUUUUCGCCGUCGGCAGAACGGCCUACAAACACCCAGAAUGGCGCGGUCCUUUCCUAGGUCCCAAGCCAGCUGAAGAAAAUCGACGUGAAUUCAGCGAAGACGUUCUUCGUGCCGGAAAUGCUGUCAUCGGCCUACAAGCUGGAACAAACAAACUAGCUUCGCAGUCCGGACAAAGCUUUGGCGCUUCUCGUAAAAUUAUUCUUGGAAAGUAAUCUGUGGUUAUUUUGUACUCGGUCUAUCAUCUGUGGUUUUAUAUGUUGUUAUUAGAAUUUUCUUUAAAAUUAAUAGUUAUGUUUCAUAUAAAAAAUACUCUAGUUUAUUUAUAGAUUAUUAUAUUAAUGAAAUAUACUCACAUUAAUGUUCCUAGAUAAAUCAUGAAAAAUUCUACUAAAGAUGACUUCUAUUUUAUGUGUAUAUCUACUAGUAUUUGUUAGUAAAAUCUGAGACAUUAUUUUUAAAUAUUCAAAAUGUAUAAAAAUAAUGUAAUCAUACAUAUAAAAAAUCCAAAUUUAAAGUAAACAAUAUGCUGUAAUAAAUAAUAGAUUAUCCCAUUGUGUAUGAUUCGUGUCUAUAUACGUAUAUGUUUUAGAUAUUAGACUGAAGUUCUAAAAACUAAGAUAUAUAUCCUUAGGAUGGUUAAGGAGCGGGUAAUUAAAAAAACUUUAGCAUGAAAUAGUUAUAAGCGCCACUCCAGAAGUAAUGAUGCAGAUCUUCACUAUAUAUUUUUUAUGUGAUGUAGGUAUUGUGAUUUUUUUAAAUAAAGAUAAAA
This is a messenger RNA of Pieris brassicae (large cabbage white), 1233 nucleotides long. Its product is annotated as muscle-specific protein 20-like. Gene Ontology annotation, molecular function: protein binding. The transcript is spliced from 4 exons. The coding region runs from base 128 to 676 and encodes 182 amino acids. The record is from RefSeq and is a predicted model, not a curated record. Lineage: Eukaryota; Metazoa; Arthropoda; Insecta; Lepidoptera; Pieridae.